AAUAAUGAUUGAGUCUUUCUAAUAACAAUGUGACCAAAUUUAUUCUGAAAACUAAGAGAGUAAUAUCUAAAAUCCUAUUUUAGUUAUAAAGUAGUUAAACAAACUCAAAUAAAGUGUUAUAGAAAAAAAUCAAGAAAUAUUGAAAUUACAAAAUCUAGUUAAAGGAGUAGAACAAGAAUAUUAGCCAAUAAAAGAUAAAAUAGAAUCAAUAAAAAGUUAAGUAGAAGAAUCUGAAUUAAAUAAACAAGGAAUAUAUGAUUCUUUUGAAGAACUUGAGAAUAUGAUUAUACGUUAGUUCGGUGAAUAAAUUAAGAUAGGCAAGAAGUCUAGAAAGACUUAAAAGAAAGAAUCUCCAUCAAAAUGUAAAAUUAACAAUGAAAAUGAUCAAAACACAAUAAACCUCCGAAAAAGGACAAUUAAAUAAUAAAAUUUAGAUAAUAAUUCUGAAACAAGUGAAUCAAGUGAACAAAUAAAAGUUUAGAAAAAGAAAGUAAAAACUAAUUCUGAGGCCUUAGAUAAAGCUAAUUGUUUAAUUAACGAGAUUUUUAAUUUUAAUUGA
Molecule: messenger RNA, 559 nt
Organism: Paramecium sonneborni
Lineage: Eukaryota; Ciliophora; Oligohymenophorea; Peniculida; Parameciidae
Source: the annotation of a GenBank genome assembly